Humulus lupulus (European hop) is the source of this 3129-nucleotide messenger RNA. RefSeq names its product glutamate receptor 2.8-like. Gene Ontology annotation, cellular component: plasma membrane. Gene Ontology annotation, molecular function: glutamate-gated receptor activity. Lineage: Eukaryota; Viridiplantae; Streptophyta; Magnoliopsida; Rosales; Cannabaceae. The record is from RefSeq and is a predicted model, not a curated record. The transcript has 5 exons. Bases 79 to 2919 code for a protein of 946 amino acids.
ACGAAGAUUAUUAGUUGAAUAAGGCAUCAUAUACAGAGAGUGAAUGAAAAUUAGCAGUAUUAUUGAAAAGAUUCAAGUAUGACGACGAGCAAGAAUAAUAAUUAUGCUAUACUAUUCUUGUUAAUGGUGAGAUGUUCAACAUGGAUGCUGGUAUGCAUGGCCCAUAACGACACGAUUCCGGUGAAAGUUGGUGUCGUUUUGGACCUCGAAACUCUGCAGGCUAAGAUUUGGUUAAGUUGCAUCGAAUUGGCUCUCUCAGAUUUCUAUGCCUCCCAUGCCCACUUCAAGACUAGAUUGGUUCUCAAUAUCAGAGACUCCAACAAAGAUAUCGUCUCUGCAGCCUCCGCAGCUCUCGAUCUUAUAAAAAACGUACAAGUGGAAGCAAUAAUAGGUCCACAACGUUCAACUCAAGCGAAAUUUAUCAUCGAUUUAGGGCAAAAAGCUCAAGUGCCAAUAAUAUCGUUUUCAGCAACAAGCCCUUCUCUCAAAACUCCAAGUCAAAGCUCAUACUUUUUCCAAACAGCCAUAAGUGACUCAUCUCAAGUCACAGCCAUUAGCUCCAUAGUCAAAGCCUUCGGAUGGCGAAAAGUUGUGCCCAUCUACGUUACCAACGAAUAUGGAGAAGGAAUCAUUCCUUAUUUGGUUGAUGCCUUAGAGAAAGUCGAUUGCGGAGUCCCUUAUCGAAGUCCCAUUCCACCCUCGGCCACCGACGAUCAAAUCAAGGCUGAGCUUUACAAACUCAACACAAUGCAAACUAGGGUUUUCGAUGUUCACAUGUCGUACGACCUAGGGUCAAGGUUGUUAAUCAUAGCAAAAAAGAUUGGAAUGUUUGGGCAAGGCUAUGUUUGGAUCAUAACUCAAGGUAUGACCAAUCUCUUAGGCUCCUUAGACUCCUCGAUUAUUAGUUCAAUGGAAGGAGUUUUGGGAAUUAAGAAUUUUGUGCCACAAUCAAAAGAGCUUGACAAGUUUAAAGUUCGGUGGAAAGCCAAGUUCUACAAGGAUAAUAAGAAUAAUCCCACUUUUCUUGAUGCCAAAAUCAAUGUCAUAGGCUUGUGGGCUUAUGAUUCAGCCCAAGCAUUGGCCUUAGCAGUUGAGAAUAUCAGUAGGAGUAGUGCUAUAAAUACAACCAUAUUAAAUAAUGGUGGCUCGACUACUGAUCUUGAUAGUUUUGGGGUAUCACCAAUUGGUCCAAAAUUAUUGGAAACCUUAUCAGGCACAAGAUUUAAAGGCAUAGCUGGAAAUUUCAACUUAGAUAAUGGGCAACUGGAAAUGUCAGCGUUUCAAAUAGUGAAUGGUGGUAGAGGAAGAGAGAUUGGUUUUUGGACACAAAAAAAUGGACUGGUAAGAUUCUUGGAUUCCAACAAUGAAUUAUGUUCGACUUCAAAAUCGAAUCUGGGACCUAUUAUUUGGCCAGGAGAGUCUUUAUUGCCUCCCAGAGGUUGGGAAAUUCCGACAAAUGGUGGGAAGAGGUUGAGGAUUGGAAUUCCAGUCAAAACUAUGUUUACUGAGUUUGUUAAAGUGACACACCAUGAUCCAAGUACUAACAUAUCAGAAGCCACAGGCUUUUCCAUUGAUGUAUUUAAGGCUGCGCUUGAAGUAUUGCCAUAUGCUCUUUCUUAUGAUUUCUUUGCUUAUGCCAAGCCUGAUGAUACAAGCGCUGGCACUUACGAUGAAUUGGUCCGCCAAGUGUAUCUUGAGAACUAUGAUGCUGUGGUGGCAGACACGACAAUUAGAGCGAAGCGAACCCAAUACGUAGAUUUCACAUUGCCGUACACAGAGUCAGGCGUGGCAAUGGUGGUGCCAAUGAAAGAUCACAAGACAAAAAGUGCAUGGAUUUUCUUGAAGCCUUUGACGUGGGAUUUAUGGGUCACCAUUCUUUGUUUCUUCCUCUUCAUUGGUUUUGUCGUUUGGGUUCUAGAGCACCGGAUAAACGAAGAUUUUCGAGGACCACCUUCACAUCAAAUCGGCACAAGCUUUUGGUUCUCCUUUUCAACCAUGGUUUUUGCACAUAAGGAGAGAGUGGUGAGCAACUUGGCUCGGUUCGUGACGAUUAUAUGGGUGUUUGUGGUGUUAGUGUUGACUCAAAGCUAUACGGCUAGUUUAACAUCACUUUUAACAGUGGAACAACUUCAACCAACUAGUACCGAUUUGAUACAACUCUUAAAGAGUGGAAAACCAGUGGGGUGUCAACAAAGUUCUUUUGUGUAUGAGCUAUUAAGACAAACAGGUUUUCCAGCUUGUAAAAUUGUAUCUAUUGAAAACGCCGAACAUGGUGACCAACUCUUGUCCACGGGGAGCGCAAAGGGUGGUAUUGCUGCCUAUGUCGAUGAAACCCCUUAUAUUAGGCUUUUUCUUGCAACAUACUACUGUUCAAAAUAUACCAUGAUUAUCCUCUUAUUCAAAACUGCUGGCUUUGGUUUCGCAUUCGCAAAAGGGUCUCCUCUUGUACAUGAUGUUUCAAGGGCCAUUCUUAAUGUGACAGAGGGAGAGGAAAUGAAGAGACUCGAAAGCAAAUGGUUGGAGAGGAAUUCGAAGGAAAACACUUGUUUAGAAAUCGACCCUAAAAUCUCAUCCAACAGACUUAGCCUCGAUAGCUUUUGGGGUCUAUUUCUAAUAGCCGGCAUUUCUUCAUUAUUUGCACUCACAGUCUUUGCAAUUAUGUUCCUUCAUAAGCACUGGAAAAUCUUGUUGAAUUCCAAUGAUUCAAUUCGGAGGAAAAUGAGAGUCAUUUUCAAAAGCUUUGACCAAAAAGACCUCAGCUCCCACACUUUUCGAAAGAGUAAUAAUAAUAAUACCAACUGUCCUCCAAGUCCAACAAGUACUACUUUUUCAGGCUCAAACUCGCCACUCUCAAUGGCCUCUCCGGAAGUUGUAAGGCCCAGCAGCAAUGAGAAUAUUAUCCAAAUCAAUGAACAAUAGCUUACCAAGUUACUACUAUAGCUAGUCGUGAUCUUAUUGUAUACAUAUAUAUAUAUAUAUUUCUAUGUACAUGCCAAGAAAAAAUAUAAAAAAUAUUUUAGAUUUAAUUAUAUAUUAGUUUAUUUUUUUUAAGUAAUAACUUUGUAAAUGAAUAAUUUAGUCAGUGCUGACUAUAUUCUAAUAGAGAUUUGCAGAACAACGAAUAUAUGA